Porites lobata is the source of this 4015-nucleotide messenger RNA. NCBI's taxonomy places the organism in Eukaryota, Metazoa, Cnidaria, Anthozoa, Scleractinia, Poritidae. The record is from the annotation of a GenBank genome assembly.
CGUAACGAGUUGCACUUUUGCUUCAAUAUUGACAUAGGAACGAUUUUCGGUUGACUCUGUCCGCUUGUAAUAGUCUCUCUGUAGUUCAUUCAACAAACAUCGAUACGGAAACAUGCGGAAAGAAGUAUGUUGCGCAGUCGUUGGUGGCGUUUCUGUUGUGAUCAUCAUCUUUAUUGCGGCAAUGGUGGGAACUUCCCUGCGGAAGUUGGAUACCGAUGAAGGUACGUUGAGAAUAAUACAAUACUGUAGUUGCAUAUGAAAGCCUCUGGGAAAAGAAUAACAUACAGUCAGCUCUCUCUUAGACGUAUAUCUUUGGGAUUGGCACUAAACGGGUUGUCCGUCUUUUAGAGAGUCAAAUAAAGGGAGUAAAGAAAGGCAAGAACCAACUCUAGGUGUCCGUUUUACAGAGGUGUCCGUCUUAUAGAGAUUCAAAUAAAGGGAGUUACGAAAGGCAGGGACCAACUCUAGGCGUCCGUUAAACCGAAGUGUCUGUCAAAUAGAGGUGUCCAUCAAUAUAGAGUCGACUGUUUACAUCAGUAGUACUCGGUUUCAUGCAGUUCAUCUCCAUUAAGUAACUAAAACACUGCAAGGAUGGAAUAUGUUUUUCUAUUUUGAUUACGGAAGUGGAGAAAAGUUCCAAAGAUAUGUGCUCUGAGCAGAGUUAUCUCUUAUUACAGUACCUAAGCAAAAAGCUACUGCAUUAAACUCUACUCGCAAUUAUGAAAGAAAUUAUGAAUAAAUAAAACCAGAUUUAACAAAUGAAAACUUCUUCAGAUGAUCGUGAAACAUGCAAAUCUAUGUGCAUAUAGAACAGAUGCGUAAUGGCCAGUUUAAGAAUAAUAUAAUCACAGUAUAUUGUAUAGUGUUUUACAUACUAAGCAAUGGUGAACAUUCACACAAAUCGUCUCAAUUGCAGAUAUUCUUUAAGUCUAGAAGUUUUUUGCAAGGAAAGCUAAAAGAGAACUGUCACUUUUGAGUUAGGAAUCGUAAGGCGAAUGCAUGAUUUACACGGCUGAGUUGCUGAAAUAGUGACAAAUGAAUGCUGAUUGACAGAAGUGGUCACUAAAUUGGCCAAAUAUGCGGAAAUCAAGCGAUGUAAGUUUUGUUGGGAUUUUACGACAUGAUAAGGAGGAACAGAGUGAACGGGUGUUUGCGAGUCUUUGAUUCUCAUCCUCGCCUUUAUUUUCUUUUUUCGGUUGUUUCGUCUCGAGCUUUUAUAACUUCGCGGAAAGUAUUUUCCUUUCGUAAAUGAAGAGGGAUGAUUUCAGUCGAGCAAAACUAUGGCAACAACACUGGCCAAUCACAAAAAAAAACACAGAUAAUUAAAUGAACCAAUCAGAGCUCGAAGCAAAUACUUGAAAGGUUCCCAAGCGCGGGAAAAUUUGAUUUCACUUCUGAUUGGUUACAAAAGUGGCAAAGGGUAAAAUGCAACCCAUUACACACCCAAAAAAUCAUUAAACAUAUAAAUUUUGGAAGUUAUGUUGGUCUUUUUGGUUCUAUUUAGUGGGAAUAGCUUAUGACAUCCAUCAAAAGAAGCUGGCGACCAAUGUGCAGCGAGAAGGUCUUCACGCCGGCUCACCAGGUUACAAAUUUAUUAUCUUCCCGAGCGUGUUCCAGAGCAUUGAAUACGAGGAUCUUGAGUGUCUUAACCGAGAAGGCAUUGAAAUCAAGCUUAAAGUACAACUUCAAUAUCGAGCGAAAGUCAAAAACCUGAGAGAGAUUAUCCUGCAGUUUAAAGACAAGGAGAAUUACCUGGAAGUUCUCAAGUAAGGGGCAAAAAUUAAGGCUUAGAAAUGAGAGAUUCCGUUUCAUCAGUAGUUCUGAAAAGACCCAAAAGUUAGAAUUACCUUGUACAGCAUAAUAAACAGUACCACAGGAAAGUAAUGCUCAGUAGCUUUCAUCUGAAUGGUCACACCAUAGGAUUUCAUUCACAGACUCAACUGCAGUUAGAACCACCUUGUACAGCAUAAUAAACAGUACCACAGGAAAGUAAUGCUCAAUAGCUUUCAUUUGAAUGGUCACACCAUAGGAUUUCAUCCACAGACUCAAAAGUAAGAACCACCUUAUGCAGCAUAAUAAACUACCACAGGAAAGUACUGCUCAAUAGCUUUCAUUUGAAUGGUCUUACCAUAGGAUUUCAUCCACAGACUCAAAAGUUAGAACCACCUUGUACAGCAUAAUAAACAGAACCACAGCAAAGUACUGCUCGGUAGCUUUCAUUUGAAUGGUCACACCAUAGGAUUUCAUCCACAGACUCAAAAGUUAGAACCACCUUGUACAGUAUAAUAAACAGAACCACAGCAAAGUACUGCUCGGUAGCUUUAAUUUGACGGUAACACUAUAGGAUUUCAUUCACAGACUCAGAAGUUAGAGUCAAUUUGUACUACAUAAGAUACACACCACAGGAAAGUACUGCUCAGUAGCAUUCUUGAAACGGUUUUGUACAUUUUAAUUUUUCAGAAGCGUCGGUGAAUCAGCGAUUCAUGAUGCCUGCAGCGUGUUUAACACAACUCAGCUACAGUCUCAACGCGCCUCUUUCCAGGAUCUUGUCCGCAAAACCCUGGGUCGGAGAUUUGAAACACUCUGGGCAGACGUGGAAGAUUUACAGGUGCUGUGCUGUCUCGUACCUCGGCGCUUCUUAGCAAUUUCGACGGGAAACUUCAAAAACCGCAAACGCACAAGGGAAGGGUUUCGAUGACGGCCCUUGCGCCGCCACUACCCCAGAAAAGUCCCAAGAAGCGCCCGGGCAAGAGGCAGGGUGCUAUGAUAAAAAAAUCUUUGUACAACUGUAAAAAUUAAUUUCAAACAUCCCAAACUGAUCCUAGGGUUAUUCGUUGUCCCACUGCUUAUUUUCUAUAUUUGCGGGUUGAUAAAGGAAUGGGUCGCAUAAGCAACGUUGCAGUGAGGAUAUACAGAAUCUCUUGGCAAAUGGUAAUCGUAUCUUAACUCAAAAGCCAAACAGCUAGGCAAAAAGGAAAGGAAUUUAGGAUUUGGAAAGGCAACGUCAAUAAAUGAAUAACGCGAGAAAAUAAAUACAGGUCUAGAUAUUAGCAGUCAACGACUGAAGAUCAGUUUGUUCUAGAAAAACGAUUUUUGAAGUGCUAAUGUAUUUAGCACAAAAUUGCGAAAUGACCACACUACAGUAUUUUCACAUUUCUUACUGGAGAGAUCGCCAGUUUUAUGUCCUUAUCGGAGGCCACGCCAAAGUUAAUUUCUUAGUAUGGAGAUCGAACCCGUGACCUCUCGCUUCGCUUGGCAAGCCCUCUACCGGUUAAGCUAGCCCUGUUUGCUGUAAAAGGGGCGAGGUUAGUAGUAUGUUGAUGAUAAAAAAUGUAACUGACCAUGGUCAAAUGUUUUAUGAAUAGAGCGCCUCCUAGCUUCGCCCCUUUUAGGUGGAGGAUGGUGAUAUCACACGUCCUAAUGAUUUUUCAUGUCUUAGGUAAGAAAUAUCAUGAGACCAGAAUCAUACGAAAAGGUGAUUAGGAACAAAGAGGCCGCCAAAGAAAACAUCAAAGUUGCUGAAAGUCAGCGCCCGCGACAAGUGGUUGAAGCGAACACGGAAAAGGAGGAAGCCCGCGCGCAGGCAAAGAUCACAAUCCAACGGGCAGAGUCUGAGGCGAGGGUUUCUUUGUCAAAAGCCCGAGCUGAAGCCGACAGUAUCCGAGCGGCCUACGAAGCCGAGACGAAUGCAUUUUUAAAACUCAAGCAGGAGAGUUUGAAUAGUACUGAAGGGUUGUUGUCUUAUCUGGGUGUAAGGGUCAUUUCUGAGAAUAACAAUACUGUUAAUGUUGCUUUAGACGCUCCAGCUAGGACUAAGUUUACUUACAAUUAACGUCAUUAAUUAACGAGUUCCCGUCGCAGCAAUGAAGGGAGAGUAUCAAGCAAAUUUUCUUUAGAUUUCGUUUACACCGGGCUAGAAUUAUGAAGAUAGUGAAUCUCAUUUUUAAGUUUUAAAACUUGCUUUAGUUUCGUAGAAGGGUAGUUGUCAUCGUAUACAAGUAAUAGCUGUAAGAGU